This is a messenger RNA of Punica granatum (pomegranate), 1951 nucleotides long. Lineage: Eukaryota; Viridiplantae; Streptophyta; Magnoliopsida; Myrtales; Lythraceae. The record is from RefSeq and is a predicted model, not a curated record.
AACACAACCAAAUAAAUUAAUUAAAAGGCAGCAGAAGCAGAAGCUGCUGACCAUUUUCUUUUCCAGAAGCUUGUCUGCUCGCUCUCUCUCCCUCUCAUUUCUGCUUUUCUUUCUUUUCCAAAACACCAACGACAUAUAUCUACACAAGAAGGAGAGGCUAAGCCAGAUAGAGAGAGAAAGCAAGAAGUUUGAAUUUGAGAGAGGAGAGAGACAAAGAGUGUGGAAGAGGGAGAGGGAGAGGGAGAGGGAUCAUCAUCUUCAUCUUCACCUUCGCCAUCAUCAUCAUCAUCACGACGGCAAUGGGGCUGAGGAAGGCAGCGAAGAAGAUGGUUGUGGCAGCCUGUGCCUCCUUCUCCAGGAAGCAAGCUCUGGUCGACCCCUCGGUUCUUGACACUACCCAUCAUAUCUCGAAAUCUUCAGCAAUGUCUCCCCUGAAGCAAGAAAACAACAUCUCAGGAAACGCAGAGGAAGCAGAAGAACCCAACAAGAACAAGAGCAACGCCUCUUCUAAGAACAUCUGUGCGAUAUGUUUGGAUCCUCUGAGUUACAGCACGGCUAGCAGCCCGGGACAGGCCAUAUUCACGGCCCAGUGCUCCCAUGCCUUCCACUUCGCCUGCAUCUCCUCGAACGUCCGCCAUGGGAGUGUCACUUGCCCAAUCUGCCGGGCGCACUGGACCCAACUGCCCCGCAACUUGAACCCAUCUUUCUCCCUGGCCUGCAACCGGACGGACCCGGUCCUCCGGAUCCUCGAUGACUCCAUCGCCAACUUCCGGGUCCAUAGGCGAUCGUUCCUCCGCUCGGCUCGGUACGAUGAUGACGACCCGAUAGAACCUGACAGCUCAUUUAACUAUCCUCGCCUUGAUUUCAGUUUGAUGCCAAUCCAGCCUGUGUACCCGAGCUUCCAUUCGUACCAUCCUUGUGAAAUUACAACCCUGCCAGUACAUAACAACUUGACAGGGUCCUCUUCAUUAUUGCACCAACUACCGCGCAAUUACGCACCGGUUCGCUCCUCGCGGAGAGCUUACCUCUCAGUGAAGCUGUCCCAUCAACAAGCAACAGACAUGGUCCUAGUUGCAAGCCCCAAUGGACCACAUCUCAGGCUUCUCAAGCAAUCCAUGGCCUUAAUAGUCUUCUCUCUAAGGCCCAUCGAUCGGCUUGCAAUCGUUACAUACUCAUCAGCUGCUGCCCGUAUCUUUCCGCUCAAGCGAAUGACUUCAUAUGGGAAGCGAGCAGCCUUACAAGUGAUCGACCGCCUCUUCUACACGGGACAGGCAGACCCCACCGAAGGGUUCAAGAAGGGAAUCAAGAUCCUCGAGGACCGGGCCCACAAGAACCCUCACUCGUGCAUACUGCACCUCUCCGAUAGUCCCACAAGGUCUUAUCAUUCUAUGAACACCGAGACUCCAAUCCCAGUCCACCAGUUCCAUGUUGGUUUUGGCUUCGGGGCGUCGAACGGGUUCGUAAUGCACGAGUUCGAGAAGUUCCUGGCUCGAGUCCUGGGAGGAGUUAUCAGAGAAGUGCAGCUGAGGAUCGGCGAAGAAGGCUCAGUCAUCAGGCUUGGGGAACUGAGGGGCGGGGAAGAGAGGAGAAUCGUACUGGACUUGCGCGAGGAUGAACAUGUUUGCAUCGCGUAUAGCUACGCAGAAGGCGGGACCGGGGAAUGUAUGAGGACAGGGGAAGCAGUGGUGAGUGUUGGGGACAAGAGGGAGAGAAGGGAGAGUAGGACCGAAGGUGGAGUGGGGAGAGAUGUGAGCAUUAUUGGUGGGAGGAGCAGUUGUGUUGAGAGCUGGGACUACCAUGACCCUUUCAUGGCUAGAAGAUGGGCUAAGCAUUUGCAUGGCUAUAGGCUCUAAAUCAUCGCAUCUCAUCAAUUGUUAAAGAAGAAAUGCCAUUUCAAGGUUCAAUUACAUAAUACAUGAAUUUGAGUUUAAAACUCAGAAUUGGGUUUUCA